Messenger RNA from Lutra lutra (Eurasian river otter), 2074 nucleotides. It is a transcript of the gene PRIM2, whose product is annotated as DNA primase subunit 2. Gene Ontology annotation, biological process: DNA replication, synthesis of primer. The record is from RefSeq and is a predicted model, not a curated record. Gene Ontology annotation, cellular component: alpha DNA polymerase:primase complex. Bases 166 to 1695 code for a protein of 509 amino acids. The transcript has 14 exons. NCBI's taxonomy places the organism in Eukaryota, Metazoa, Chordata, Mammalia, Carnivora, Mustelidae.
UCAACUCUUGGGACUGCAGAGGUCCGAGGGCGGUGGCACACAGACCUAUAGUGAACAGGCAACGUAGCCUCACGUUCAUGUUCUUGGAACUUAUGACCACCACCUGCAAAUCACCUUGCACACACCGCCCCCCACUCUCAUGACAGAAUUGUUACAGGUAACAAGAUGCAGUUUACUCGAGCAAAUUGGAAAAGACUGAGGUUGACAGGUGACCAAAGGAAUGUUUGCUACCCUCAUAGCCUUCAGUUUUACUUGGAGCCACCUUCCGAAAGCAUAUCGUUGAUCGAAUUUGAAAGCUUGGCUAUCGAUAGAGUUAAAUUGCUAAAAGCAGUUGAAAAUCUUGGUGUGAGCUAUGUGAAAGGAGCUGAGCCAUACCAGAGUAAGUUGGAGAGUGAGAUAAGAAGGCUCAAGUUUUCCUACAGAGAAAACUUAGAGAAUGAAUAUGAGCCACGAAGGAAAGAUCAUAUUUCUCACUUUAUUUUACGCCUUGCUUAUUGCCAGUCUGAGGAUCUUAGACGCUGGUUCAUUCAACAAGAAAUGGAUCUCCUUCGAUUUCGAUUCAGUAUUUUACCCAAGGACAAAAUUCAGAAUUUCUUAAAGGAUAGCCAUUUGCACUUUGAGGCUAUAAGUGAUGAAGAGAAGAAGCUCCGAGAACCAGAGAUUCUUGCUUCAUCACCCAGUUUGAGUGGAUCUAAGAUAGACUGGGAGUCGGAGUCAGUUUAUAAGAUCCCUUUUGCUGAUGCUCUGGAUUUAUUCCGAGGAAGGAAAGUCUAUUUGGAAAGUGGCUUCGCUUAUGUACCACUUAAAGACAUUGUGGCAAUCGUCCUGAAUGAGUUCAGAGCCAAACUGUCCAAGGCUUUGGCAUUAACAGCCAGGUCCUUGCCUGCUGUGCAGUCGGAUGAGAGACUUCAGCCUCUACUUAACCACCUCAGUCAUUCUUACACUGGUCAAGAUUACAGCACACAGAAAAAUGCUGGGAAGAUUUCUUUGGAUCAGAUUGAUUCGCUUUCUACCAGAUCCUUCCCACCUUGCAUGCGUCAGUUACAUAAAGCCUUGCGGGAAAAUCACCAUCUUCGUCAUGGAGGCCGGAUGCAGUAUGGCCUCUUCCUGAAGGGCAUUGGUUUAACACUGGAACAGGCAUUGCAGUUCUGGAAGCAAGAAUUUGUCCGAGGAAAGAUGGACCCAGACAAGUUUGAUAAAGGCUACUCUUACAAUAUCCGUCAUAGCUUCGGAAAGGAAGGCAAGAGGACAGACUAUACGCCUUUCAGUUGUAUGAAGAUUAUUUUAACCAAUCCACCAAGCCAAGGGGAUUAUCAUGGGUGCCCAUUCCGUCACAGCGAUCAGGAGCUGCUGAAACAGAAGUUGCAGUCCUACAAGAUUUCUCCCGGAGGGAUUCACCAGAUCUUGGAUUUAGUAAAAGGGACACAUUACCAAGUGGCCUGUCAGAAGUACUUCGAGAUGAUACAUAACGUGGAUGAUUGUGGCUUUUCUUUGAGCCAUCCUAAUCAAUUCUUUUUUGAGAGCCAACGGAUUCUAAGUGGUAAUAAAGACAUCAGGAAGGAAUCCAUCCAACCAGAAACUCCUCAACCCAAACCAGGUGUCCAGAAAGCCAAGGAUGCGUCAUCUGCUCUGGCCUGUCUGAAUUCCUCUCUGGAAAUGGAUAUGGAAGGACUAGAGGAUUACUUCAGUGAAUGAUUCUUAGGCAGUUAGGAACCCUUUUCUUCACUAACUUUCCUUUCUUACUUUCAAGAUUUUGCUUGUUUCUUUUUUAACCUCUUAGUCUACUUCUUCUCCCGUUCCCCAGUUCAUCCCCUGGAAAGGAGGCUUGUGGGUAAAAACUAAGACUUCCACUAUAUUUUCCUUUGACAAAAAAGAAAAGGAAAAAUUUCUUUUGAAAUCAGAUGAUUGAGUGGUGUGAUCUAAGUCCUGUUUUAGGAGAUAAAACAGCUUUCUAAACUGGUUACACUCCCCUAGAGACAAUAGAACUAAAAACAACUCUUAUUUUGAACCUUAUUGCUAUAAUUUUUAUUCAAUCCUUUUCUGGAGCAUUUUUGUUAAUAAAUAUCAAAAUGUG